Messenger RNA from Frankliniella occidentalis (western flower thrips), 2593 nucleotides. RefSeq names its product gamma-aminobutyric acid type B receptor subunit 1 (gene GABA-B-R1). The record is from RefSeq and is a predicted model, not a curated record. Gene Ontology annotation, biological process: gamma-aminobutyric acid signaling pathway; G protein-coupled receptor signaling pathway. Gene Ontology annotation, molecular function: G protein-coupled GABA receptor activity. Lineage: Eukaryota; Metazoa; Arthropoda; Insecta; Thysanoptera; Thripidae. Gene Ontology annotation, cellular component: membrane; G protein-coupled receptor heterodimeric complex.
AGCGCCGCCGAGCGGUAGCCCCUUAGACUAACGAGAACUGAAGUGAAACUGUAGGAAGCACCCCCGUGCACGUAGAGGUUUAGGGGGGCUGGCGGGGUGGGCGAUGGCGAACAUGUGCGUGUCCUUGCGGCGUACUUCUCGCGUGGUCGGUGACACGGUGGCGCGACACGGGACGUCGGCACACGCCGCUGCUUGCGUCGCAGAGGAGGGCGCAGCGGAGUGAGACAAGAUGGCCGCCAUGCUCCGGGUAGGGCACGACGGUGACACCUGGAAGCGCUGGGCGCCGGCGCCGCUGCCGCCGCUGCCCCUGUUGCUGCUGCUGCUGAUCUUGGGGGCGGGGCCGGCGGCGCUGGCCGACCAGGAUGACGACAACGUGCUGCACAUCGGGGGGAUCUUCCCCAUCGGGGGCGAAGGUGGUUGGCAGGGGGGUCAGGCGUGUGAGCCCGCUGCCAACCUCGCCCUCGAGGACGUCAACAACCGGCGUGACCUCUUGCCAGGAUUUAAGCUUAAGCUUCACUGGAAUGACAGCGAGUGCGAGCCGGGCCUGGGUGCCUCCGUCAUGUACAACCUGGUCUACAACAUGCCCCAGAAGCUGAUGUUGCUGGCGGGCUGCUCCACGGUCUGCACCACCGUGGCGGAGGCGGCCAAGAUGUGGAACCUAGUUGUGCUCUGCUACGGGGCCAGCUCGCCCGCGCUGUCGGACCGCAACCGCUUCCCGACGCUGUUCCGAACGCACCCCUCGGCCACGGUGCACAACCCGACGCGCAUCAAGCUCAUGGAGAAGUUCGGCUGGUCGCGCGUCGCCAUCCUGCAGCAGGCCGAGGAGGUGUUCAUCUCGACGGUGGAGGACCUGGAGACGCGCUGCAAGCUGGCCAACAUCGAGAUCGUCACGCGCCAGAGCUUCCUCAGCGAGCCGGCCGACGCGGUGCGCAACCUGCGCCGCCAGGACGCCAGGAUCAUCGUGGGGCUCUUCUACGUGGUGGCGGCGCGCCGCGUCCUCUGCGAGGUCUACAAGCAGGGUCUCUACGGCAAGCAAUACGUCUGGUUCUUCAUAGGCUGGUACGAAGACAAUUGGUUCGAGCAGAACCUGGAAAAGGAGUCCAUCGACUGCACCGUGGAGCAGAUGCGCAUGGCGGCCGAGGGCCAUCUCACCACCGAGGCGCUCAUGUGGAACCAGAACAAGGAGGCCACCAUCUCCGGCAUGACAUCGGAGGACUUCCGUCUCCGGCUCAAUGACGCCCUGAGCGAGAAGUACGACAUCAAGCACAAGCGCUAUCCAGAGGGUUACCAGGAGGCCCCGCUCGCCUACGACGCCGUCUGGUCCGUCGCGCUCGCCUUCAACAAGACCAUGAGCAAGUUGCUGAAGCACGGGAAAACCCUCAAGAACUUCACGUACAACAACAAGGAGAUCGCAGACGAGAUCUACAGUGCCAUGAACUCGACGCAGUUCCUGGGGGUAUCGGGCAUCGUGGCCUUCAGCUCGCAGGGCGACCGUAUCGCGCUCACCCAGAUCGAACAGGUCAUAAACGGCACCUACGUCAAGCUGGGCUACUACGACACGCAGGCCGACAACCUCACCUGGAUGAACCGAGAGCGUUGGAUAGGAGGCAAGGUGCCGCAGGACCGCACCAUCGUGCGGCGGGUGCUGCGCACCUUGUCCCUGCCGCUCUUCAUGUGCAUGUGGAGCGUCUCCAGCCUGGGCAUCGUGGGCGCCAUCGGGCUCAUCAUCUUCAACAUCUGGCACCGCCACCGGCGCGUCAUCCAGUCCUCGCACCCGGUCUGCAACACCAUCAUGCUGGUGGGCGUCAUCACCUGCCUGUGGAGCGUGUUCCUGCUCGGGCUGGACGGCCAGUUCGUCUCGCCCGGCGUGUACCCGCUCGUCUGCCAGGCGCGCGUCUGGCUCCUCUCCAUCGGCUUCACCCUCGCCUACGGCGCCAUGUUCAGCAAGGUGUGGCGCGUCCACAGGCUCACCACCCACAACAAGCCCGACACCAAGAAGAUCGAGCCGUGGAAGCUGUACACGAUGGUCACGGGGCUGCUUCUCAUCGACCUGGUGCUGCUCAUGACCUGGCAGCUGUACGACCCGCUGCAGCGCCGCAUCGAGACCUUCCCGCUCGAGGAGCCCACCAACACGGACGACGACGUCAAGAUCCGGCCCGAGCUGGAGCACUGCGAGAGCGAGAAGCACACGGUGUGGCUGGGCGUCAUCUACGGCUACAAGGGCGUGGUGCUGGUGUUCGGCCUCUUCCUCGCCUACGAGACCCGCUCCAUCAAGGUGAAGCAGAUCAACGACUCUCGCUACGUGGGCAUGUCCAUCUACAACGUGGUGGUGCUGUGCCUCAUCACGGCCCCCGUCACCCUGGUCAUCGCCUCCCAGCAGGACGCCGUGUUCGCCUUCGUCGCCCUUGCCGUCAUCUUCUGCUGUUUCCUCUCGAUGGCGCUCAUAUUCGUUCCAAAGGUGAUCGAGGUCAUCCGGCACCCCAGCGACCACGCCGAGUCCAAGUACAACCCGGACGUCGGCUCGAAGGAGGACGAGGAGAAGUACCGCAAGAUUGUACAGGAGAACUCGGAGCUGCAGCGGCUCAUCGCCGAG